AUGCAUAGCCAGGCUUCACCACCCACUCCUUUUGAUGAACUAGACGGAGCCGAGCACGGCGUUGCUGUAGAGCACGCACCUCCAGAUGGUGGAUAUGGCUGGGUUUGUGUAGCAACAUGUUUUACCAUUAACUGUUUCACAUGGGGGGCUGUAUCAGCCUAUGGCAUCUAUUUGUCACACUACCUAGCCGACAAUGUCUUCCCCGAAGCAUCAACCUGGGACUAUGCCUUUAUUGGAGGCUUCAACUUUGCCAUCGCUAUGCUCCUCGCGCCUUUCGCUACCGUCUUUUGCCGCAGGUUCGGGAUCCACGUUGUCAUGUGCUGUGGCCUAGUCCUCCAGCUUGGGGGCUUCAUCGCAGCAUCAUUCGCAACUCGUAUCUGGCAGCUCCACAUUUCGCAGGGCAUUUUGAUCGGUGGCGGAAUUGGCUUCUUAUAUAUACCUUGCCUGCCAGUUCUAUCACAAUGGUUCGAUAGACGACGAAGCCUGGCCAAUGGUAUCAGCGCGGCAGGAUCUGGCGUUGGCGGUGCGGCGUUUGCUUGGGGUACCGAGGCCAUUAUCCAACGCCUGAGCAUCGGCUGGGCGUUGCGCAUCACGGGCAUCAUCGCCUUUGUUGCCAAUUCUCUCGCGAUAGUCUUUAUACGCGAUAGGAACAAGGCCAUUCGUCCGUCACAGUUGGGAUUCGAUACCAAACUCUUGAGGCGUUACGAAGUACUACUACUGCUCGCAUGGGUCUUUAUCAGUAUGCUGGGAUACAUUGUCCUGCUAUUCUCGCUGUCUGACUUUGCUCUGUCCAUAGGACUUUCUCGAUCUCAAGCUACUGACAUGAUAGGUCUCCUCAAUGUCGGUACUGCUAUUGGGCGACCGAUAAUCGGAAUAUUGAGUGAUCGAUGGAGCAGAAUAGACACAGCAGGAACAUUGACUUUGCUAUGCGGUGUCUCCUGCUUCGCCUUUUGGCUACCUGCUACAUCUUAUGCACUUACGGUCUUUUUUGUAAUUCUUUGUGGAGCUAUUGUGGGCGUAUUCUGGAUGGCAAGUGAGCCCAUUCAUCUCAUUCAACUUUCGAACCCGUCUUCUGACAUGGUCUUAUCAUCAGACAAUCGGUCCGCUCUGCGUCGAGGUGGCAGGCAUCAAAAAUUUGCAGUCGUUGUUGUCUUUAUCAUGGACGGCUGUUAUCAUUCCAGUAACAGUAUCUGA
Molecule: messenger RNA, 1194 nt
Organism: Alternaria atra
Lineage: Eukaryota; Fungi; Ascomycota; Dothideomycetes; Pleosporales; Pleosporaceae
Exons: 3
Coding region: 1-1194 (397 amino acids)
Biological process (GO): transmembrane transport
Molecular function (GO): transmembrane transporter activity
Source: RefSeq, a predicted model, not a curated record